Periophthalmus magnuspinnatus is the source of this 1479-nucleotide messenger RNA. RefSeq names its product tripartite motif containing 55b (gene trim55b). The coding region runs from base 56 to 1126 and encodes 356 amino acids. Lineage: Eukaryota; Metazoa; Chordata; Actinopteri; Gobiiformes; Gobiidae. The record is from RefSeq and is a predicted model, not a curated record. The transcript is spliced from 8 exons. Gene Ontology annotation, molecular function: zinc ion binding.
UUUGUCUUUUACUUUGUACUCUGUUGAUACUGGCUCGUGCGGACCAGUAUUUGCCAUGAAUACUAUGGAAAAUCUGGAAAAACAGCUGAUUUGUCCAAUAUGUCUGGAAAUGUUUACAAAGCCAGUGGUCAUACUGCCCUGUCAACAUAACCUCUGCAGGAAAUGUGCUAACGACGUUUUUCAGGCAGCAAAUCCGUAUCUCCCCACCAGGGCUGGCUCCUUAACAUCUGGGGGCCGCUUCAGGUGCCCUUCCUGCAGACAUGAGGUAGUAUUGGAUCGCCAUGGAGUUUAUGGACUGCAGAGGAACUUACUGGUUGAGAAUAUCAUUGAUAUGUUCAAGCAAGAGUCCAGUAGCACAAAGCCCGAGCCGGUGAAGGACGAGACGCCUAUGUGUGAAGUCCACAAAGAGGAAAAGAUUAACAUUUACUGUGUGACACAUGGUGUGCCAACCUGCUCCAUGUGCAAGGUGUUUGGGGCACACAAAGACUGUGAGGUGGCACCAAUAACCAGCAUUUUCCAGAAUAAAAAGACGGAGCUCAGUGAUGGGAUUGCCAUGAUGGUUGGGACUAACGACCGGAUGCAGGGCAUCAUUAGUCAGCUGGAGGAAGCAUGUCGUGCAAUAGAGGAAAACAGCUGUAGGCAAAAGACCCAACUGUGUGAGAAGUUUGACCACUUAUACUCAAUCUUGGAGGACAAGAAGAGGGAGAUGUGCCAGAAGGUGACAGCAGAGCAAGAGGAGAAAGUGAACUACAUCCGGGGACUCACUCAGAAGUACGGAGACCACCUGGAGGAGAGCUGUAAGGUCGUGGAAACAGGCAUCCAGAUCAUGGAGGAGCAGGGGCAGGCUGUUUUUCUGCAGGCCACAAAGCCUCUCCUCCAAAAGAUUGCAGAGGCUUCGAGUAUAGCGCACUUGGAAAAGGUUGAACGUGGCUAUGAGAACAUGGAUCAUUUUAGCGUUGACUUUAGACGAGAACGCCAGGCCCUAAGAAGCAUUGACUUCAUCCAAGAUGAAAAUGACGAAGACGAGGAUGAGGAGACAGAACUAAGCGAAGCGGAGGUGACACAAGCCGUGCAAAAUCUUUCUCUUAGCACAAGCAAGGGUCCUAGUACACCCCCCAGCACCUGACAAGAGUGCAGCCCUCCCCUCCAAAUAGUCAUGUGUGAAAGGGGGGGUCUAUAGCUCAAACAGAUUUGUGCAAUUUUGGAAAGCGUGAGUAGGUGAUGUAGUUGUUGAAGUACUAAUUCCACUCGUUCUGUUGUGUUAUUGGCUGUUCUCCAUGUUGUUGUUUUUUUCUUUUUUGGGUGGGCAUCGUGUGUGAUGUGAUCCCAAAUGGAUUUAUUUAUGUAGCUGACCUUCUUUCAUCAUUUUUGUUACAACUUUCAGUAGGGCUCCAGGUUGUCCUUCACCUUGUAUUAUUUUUACGACUUCUUUAUUAGUUUGAUAAAUGAGUCAAGUUUGGCUCUUUGACAUUUCAUAAA